Bactrocera oleae (olive fruit fly) is the source of this 4741-nucleotide messenger RNA. Its product is annotated as probable protein phosphatase 2C T23F11.1. Lineage: Eukaryota; Metazoa; Arthropoda; Insecta; Diptera; Tephritidae. Gene Ontology annotation, molecular function: cation binding; protein serine/threonine phosphatase activity. The record is from RefSeq and is a predicted model, not a curated record. Gene Ontology annotation, biological process: protein dephosphorylation.
UUUUUUCUGUGCGCCCUGUGCUAAGUAAUUCACAUAACAAGGUGUGUUCGAUUAUAUUUAAAUUCACUAGUGCACCCUGUUUUGUUUAUUUAAACUCAAUUCCAAAUGUCAUUCUACGAGUGUUGUAAUUUUCACACAAAAUAUCUGGUAUAAUAUAUAUGCAAAUUAGGCUAAAUAAGUGCUCGAAAUAUAUAUAUUGCAUACCUAAUUUUAUUCAUGAUACCCUAUUAACACAAUUUAAAAACAACGAGGAAGCAUAAUAUCAGUAUGCUACAAUUUUCUUCGCUCAGUCAAUUUCCCUCUACAUCGUAUCAAAACAAUCAGUAGUCACUUCAUAACAAAACUAUGGCAACACUUUUCGGUACUGAGCAUUUUUAUUUUCAUGUGGAGAAUCAAUGCGAAACGAGCUGAAACAGUUUUUUGUUGUGCUAUUUUGUGUUUGGAUAAGUUUUUACAGGAAAAACAAAUAAAUUAUAAAAUUUUUGUGAAAAGGAUAAAUAUAAAGAUAACUCAAAGGUUCAGAAGUUGAUGAAUAAAAAGUCUUUUCACAACAAAAGCCUUGUGAUUAAUUUUCCCGGUCGAGAAUUGCUAGACAAAACGCUAUAAACGGCAAAAACACAAGUCCGAUAGCGGCUAGUACAUAUUGAAAUCGGAAUCAAUUUGUUUGGAUAUCGUGUAGUUCGUAUUGUACGAUUAAUUUGGAUAUUUAUAAUAGUGAAUCACGCAGUAACAAUAAUAGUGACUGAGGAAUAACGUUAAUAAAUCAUCGUACUUCGUUUCGUUGGUCAUCUCAUACAAUUGCAGGUGAUCUAGUAGGGGAAACGGAACAUUUGGAAGUCGUGUUUUGUGUAAACAGCGCAUUUUGCGCCAACACAGAUUGCUGGAGUGCCAUUAGGGCUAUAAGUCCAAAUUGCAAACGUAUAUACCUACAUAUAUAUCACAACAGUCAGUUGCGCACGCAAAUUUUGAAAGAAGCAUUCGUUUUAUUAGAAAAGAAAAACCAAAUAGCUGGUGAAAAGGAGCAGAAGUCGACAACGACGGCACAUCCUUGCCCAAAAGCACUGUACUAGCUGUACGCGACUCCCCUUACACCCACACACACACACACAAAACACUCCAAUAAAAUGGGUCAAACCCUUUCAGAACCAGUCACAGCCAAAGAGUCUGCGUAUUGUCAAAAUGAAUUGUAUCGCGUCGGUUCCAGCUGCAUGCAAGGAUGGCGCAUCAACAUGGAGGACUCGCACACGCACAUACUUUCCCUGCCUGACGAUCCCGGCACAUCGUUCUUCGCUGUCUACGAUGGUCAUGGCGGUGCCACAGUAGCACAGUAUGCUGGCAAACAUCUUCACAAAUUCAUACUAAAGCGGCCCGAGUACAAAGAAAAUAUCGAGAAGGCUUUGAAACAGGCAUUUCUGGACAUCGACUAUGAGAUGCUGUACAAUGAGUCAUGGGGCGAACAAAUGGCCGGCUCGACGGCUGUUGUUGUACUUAUUAAAAAUAACCGUUUGUAUUGUGCCAAUGCUGGUGAUUCGCGUGCGAUUGCCUGCAUCAAUGGAGAGGUAGAGACUCUGUCGUUGGACCAUAAGCCAAAUAAUGAGGCUGAAACCAAGCGCAUACAUGAGGGUGGCGGCUACGUGGAAUUCAAUCGUGUCAAUGGCAAUUUGGCGCUAUCACGGGCACUCGGUGAUUUCAUAUUCAAGCGCAAUGCCAAUAAGAAGCCUGAGGAACAAAUAGUAACUGCAUAUCCCGAUGUGGAGACACGUGAAAUAUCAGCCGAUUGGGAGUUCAUUGUGCUGGCAUGCGAUGGCAUAUGGGAUGUAAUGAGCAACAAAGAAGUCGUCGACUUUUGUCGGAAGCGUAUCGGCAUGGGUAUGUAUCCGGAAGAGAUUUGUGAAGAGCUGAUGAAUCAUUGUCUCGCACCCGAUUGCCAAAUGGGCGGCCUGGGUGGCGACAAUAUGACUGUUGUGCUUGUCUGUUUUCUACACAAUAAACCGUACGAAGAACUGAUAGCGCGCUGCGCUAAAAAUAACAAUAUUAACGGCAGCAGCGGUAACAUAACCACAACAUCGUCUAUGGAUGAGGAUCAUCUCGAUUUAAAAUAACAAAACUCCACCAUCUUCUCCAUAUUCAAUGCUAGUAGAGCAACAGCAAAAACCGUAGCGGCAACAACAUCAAUAACAGGCAAUUCGACAGUCGACAAUGCAAUAACCAUUACUACCAUGUCCCUGACUACUACAUGCAAUAAGAAUGCUACCGUUAGAGCUAAGAAAAUUUCCAAUCAACUAAGAAUUGCGACAAGCAUCAUUAAGAGCACUAAUUAUAUUUAUCGUAAAAUCUAUAGGUUGCGUUACUUAAUAAUUGUGUUCCUUGUGUUUAUGACCUAUGCAUAUCUAUAUUUUGGUAUUUAAAAAUUUUUUGUUGGUUGCGAAGCGUUGUAUACCAGAUACACACGUCGUCGCAUAGUUAAAUUUCAAAGAUUGUGACUUUUGUUGACUGCAAAUAUUAAAACUUAUAAAAUUAUAACUACAUAAACGAUUUCAACCUACUACCUACUCUACAAAUGCUUUUAUAGUACAGACAUAUACACGUACAUAUAUUAGUAAUACACAAAUUAGUUAAUGCCACAUUGACGGAUGUUUUUGUUUGUUUUUGUAUUUCCUCUGUUUAGCAAGUGUUUACAAAAUUUAUGAAAAAAUUGUAAAAAUUACUGUUCUAUUAAUAAUAUUAUAUUGUAUUGUAAAACCCUAAAACUAAAUUUAAAGCGUAGUUAAAACUUUUGAGCAUAAGAAUUAGUCAACAUAAUUAGCGAUGUAAUCAUCAAACAUACAUAAAUACACUUAUAUGCUGGCAUACUGGCAAUAGUUACCUAACUGUAUGAUUCAAAUAAGAUAUUAUUUGGUUACAAUUUUUAUUUUGAAACACUUAUAAAUUACUUUGUGUGUGAGGUCGAGAUAUUGACUGAGAUGAAAUAAAAAUUUAGUUGUAUACUUGAAAAAAAAAGCAAUGGUUUUUGUUUCUGCGAUGUACGAACCACGGUUAGAUGGAUAUAAAUUAAUGUUUUAUUACCACUAUUUCCUUGCUAUUCUUUUAAAAUUCUUAAACGGGAAUUUGAUGAAAAUAAUGCUUUUAGUUUUGAUAUACUUAUGUGUGUAAAAUUUUAAUAGACAAUCGUAACAUACUUUUCCACAACAUUUCGCACACCCCCCUGAAGUUUCUGUUUGUACCUCCCAAAAAAAUGCAAUCCAAGGUAAACCAGCUCUUUACUUACAAUCAAAUAUUUUUACUUUUCCGAAGUUAUACCCAGUUAAAGUUAUGCAUCAAAGCGUAUAGCAUGCGUAUAGCACCAAGUAGUAUAAGCUACACAGAAUUUAUAAGAUAUUUUUUGUAGAGCCGAAAAUGUAUUAUUAGAAUAUUACUUGCCUCACGCAAAAUAUAAAAAAAUGCCAUGUCAAUUAAAUGUGAAAAGUAAAAUGAUUUAGGCACGGUUUAAAUUGAAAAUAAAGAGCUUGUACGUUGAAUCUGAAAAAUAUUCUGAAACUUCAGGGGAGGUUUGCAAAAAAAAUUAUCUUAAUGUUACAUGCCCGACUGAAUUCGAAUUUAAAUUAAAAAAAAAAUAGAUUUGACUUUUGAACUUUUUGAUUUAAUCGUUUUCAGUUUUAAACCUUCAAAGCCCCACACUUCUAAUGUUAUAAACUUUUUAAAAUUAAAAUUAUAUUUUAUAGUUAUUAUAUAAAAAAAAAAUUGUGCCUCUGAUGAAAAUGCUUUAAGAUUUCAACUUUAAAUAGAGUUUUUAUGGGAUCAUAUAUCUUUAUACCAAAACAUAUUUUAUACCCGCUAUAUAUUGUUAUAAUCGCAGUGAUUCAUUGCUGUUUCAUGGACUCAAGUAAAGGAUCGGGAAAACGAAAUAUUAAUUUUUGUAAAAAAUAUUAUUUCUACCAAGUAUAUUUCUUAAAAUAUAGCAUUUAAAAUGUAAUAUGUGUCACUCAACACUUAUUAAGAGUCUGCAGUAGUGGAGAAUUAAUAAAUUACUCCCUAAAUAAAAGAUAAUGUUAUGAAGAGUUAGCGUUUUAGUGAAACGUAAGCUGAAAAUCACAACGCAUUUAUGUAUUCAUACCAAGAAAUAAAUUAUGGUUAUUUAAAAAGUCGGAAGAACGAAGAUAAAUAUCGUCACACUUAAUUUGUAAAUGCGAGCAAAUGUUAUACUUACUAUGUAAAUAAAAAAUUUCAACUCAAAUGAUAUCACAAAUCGUUCCCCAUAUUCCAUCCUCUAGUGAAAAGUCAAAUUGAGAGCUUUAUUGCUAAGUAAAUGUUUGUAUGGUAGCAUUGUUUCAUAUUAUAUAUAUUUACAUGUAUGAAUAAAUUUAGAAGAUUUGAAACGACUCUUCUGAUUUAUAUUGAAUUAGACAAAGCCUUCGCUUGAUUUCUUUUAAUCCGAUACAUUUGAUUUAAAUGGAAUUUUUUAUAAGAGAAAGUUAUUAUGGUGAAAAUGUUUCUGAUGAAGCUCCAAAGAUUGUAUUAGAUUAUUUUGAAAAUACUUUUAACCAGAAGACUUUUUAUUGCAGGUAUACUCGUAUGCAUAGUGUAUUAAAAUUACACCAUCAAAGAUGUAACACUUACAUACACUUCCAACCUAUAUAAAAGCAUGCGAACAAUGUGUUUUAUCUAUAAAAACAUACUUACUUAUAUAUACAAACAAAUAUAUGGUGUACAUUACGUAAUAAUAAAAUGUUAAUUUAAUAAA